Paramecium pentaurelia is the source of this 2105-nucleotide messenger RNA. The record is from the annotation of a GenBank genome assembly. NCBI's taxonomy places the organism in Eukaryota, Ciliophora, Oligohymenophorea, Peniculida, Parameciidae.
UAUGAAUCCACCUCCUGGAUUAGGCGAUGAUGAUGAGUAAUCAAUUGGUCCUCCACCUGGGAUUGACAUACCCAAAAAAAAGAAAUUUCACAUUAAUAAAAAAUUAAGUUAACAAUAAACUUCAUUGGAAUCCUUGAAUCUUGAACUCAAAGUUACUGUGAAAGAUUAACAUUUCGAUCAAGUAUUUUUCAAUUGACAAUUGUAGAUUCCUAUUGCAGAUGAGUAUUUAGAACCCUCCAUGAACAAUUUAAUUGGAUUUAAUGGAUAUUUAUGUGACACCUCAGGAUCUGAUUCAUUAGCACUUUGGGAUCAAGAAAUGAAAUUAAAGAAAGAAUACAAAGGAUUAAUUGAAAACAUGCCCUAUUCAUUAAUUGCAGUACAUGAUAAAAUUUAUUUAAUCUUCGGAGACACAUUACUCUUGAUACAACCUGAAACUAAUAAGAAGACAAUCUUAAUUGAAUAACCACUUACCGCCUUUUGUGUAUCAGAUCAUACUAAUCCAAGGUAGUGUCAUAUACAUACCUAGAAUUAUAGGUGUCAAUGAAGGCGAAAUCACAUUAUGGAGAACCUCUAAUCUAGGCAAACCAAAUCUUUAAGAACCAAUUUUUAAUAAUUUUGUUUCUAAAUCCAAGGAACUUAUAGAAUUAUAAAAAAUUUUAUCUGAAAAAUUUGAUGAUUGUGAUGAUCUCUUGAUGUUAUAAAAUGGAUUAGUUUUUGCAAAAUAAAAUAAAGUAGGUGAAGUAUUCAUAGUUGAUUUUGAAAAUGACUAAUUAGAAGAAUUAUAAACAACAUAUGGAUGUGCUGUAACAUGUUGGACACCAGUUUCAUAUGAUUCAGUUGCCUUAGCUUCUAAUGGUUAAAUUGUACUUACAAAAUUCUUAAAAAAUAAAUAAGCUAUUGUAUAAAUUGUAUUGAGUUCUUCCAAAGAUGAUAUUCAUCAUGGAUUAUGUUAUUCAAAUAAUCAUUUAUUCUCAAUUAAUAAAAAUGCUAUUGUAACAUCUUGGAAUAUUCAAACAGGAAACAAAAUUAAAACAGUUGAAGUCAAAUUCUGUCCUGGAGUGUACUCAUUACAAUAAAUAAACCCAGAAAUCAUUAUAGCAGAACAUAAAGACAAAAAAGAUUUCAUUCUAUUAAACACAAAUCUAGAUAAAUAAUUCUUUUAUAAAGCAAGAGUCAAAUAAAUUUUACAUUGUUGUUCAAGUCCAAAUGGAGAAUUUAUAGCACUUGUUUAAAAAUGUGGAUUACUUUAUGAUGAAGAAGUAAUAUUUCAUAUUGAAAUUGAAAUCUAUCCAUUUGAUAAUAAAUUGGAAUUUGAUAGAAGAAAAGAAAUAGAUAAUCUAGAAAUCAAAACUGUCAUGUUUUUAGAUAAUUCAACUAUUCAAUACAUUCUAAAAAUCUCAAAAAGUGUUAAUCCCAUUCUUGUCAAAUGGAAUUAUAUGACUAAUGAAUAUAAUGAAGAAGAAAUGUUGGUUGAGAAAUAUAAAACUUGUCAAUUAUAUUUUAAUAGAUCUGUUUUCAGUUAUGAUUUUAAACCAGCUCCAACAUAAUCAUUCAAUCUUUUUGGACCCAAAAGAAUUGAUGAUUCUAAUCUUAUCACUGGAAUAAGUGUUUAUGAUGAGAAUAUUAAGAGACUAUUAAAAGUUUCAUUUUAAUAAUAAUUUAAUGCUGAUGUUUUUGGAAUGCCAUGUUAAAAUUUGCUAUAUGUACUCAAUAAUAAAAAUCAAAUUGAAGUAUGGGACAUCACUAUAUAACAAUAAGUUUAAAAAGGUAUUUAAAUUACAUUAUAUUAUUUAGCUGAUUGUCGUCCAAGUAUUGUUAAGUAGAUGAAAUUCAGUGAAUAAUAUCUGUUCCUUAAUGCUCAAUCUGAAUGGAUUAUUAGAGACUUAAAAUUAAGUCAGAUAUGCAAGACCAAAGGUGAUCUCAUCAAUAAAUGUCUAUUUUUGAAUUAAAAAUGUAUCAUAAAUCAAAAAUAGAAUUUGUUUGAAUGGGAUUUAGCUAAUAAUCAAUGCAAAUAGAUACCUAUUUUCAAAGUUUAUGACUUUUGUCUUGUGUAGAAUAAGAUAUUGGUUAUUGGGGAAUCCACUAUUAGAUUGUUGACUUUAUGA